CCCUGACACAGAGCUGCUGCCACUGCUGAUGUCUCUCCACACAAGCUGGCAUGAGACUCCCUCCACUCUCUUCCUCAGAGCGCCAGAUUGGACAGGACUGACAUCUCCCACUACAAGACUGGACGGGUCACACUAAUGUGUAUAGCUGGAGUAGUCAACCAUAUUGAUGAGCCACAGCCGAAUCAAAAGGCAAAACCAGCAUGACAGCAUCUGUAAGUUAUUUAUCCGCGCAUGUGUUGCCGCCUUGCUGUAAAUAGUAGGCCUGUUCUUGUAUUCCAUCUUUAUUUUCGUCUGAGAAAAUGUUAAAUGACUGAAAGGGUGGCCUGAGAGUUAAGUGAAGAGGCCAAGCCUGUGUGUCUGACUUUCCGUGCUUGACUGAGUGAGCAGCUGCUGCAACAUGCCAGUGGUGAAAGUGGAGAAAGACUCCCCGUCAGAGACGACACUGCCCGUGCCCAACCCCCAGACGGCGGACACGGCCAAGGGCCGUCGGAGGAAGCGGCCGCUGCAGCGAGGGAAGCCCCCGUACAGCUACAUCGCCCUCAUCUCCAUGGCCAUCGCCAACUCCCCCGACCGCCGCCUCACCCUCGGUGGCAUCUACAAGUUCAUCACGGAGCGCUUCCCUUUCUACCGGGACAACUCCAAGAAGUGGCAGAACUCCAUCCGUCACAACCUGACCCUCAACGACUGCUUCAUCAAGAUCCCACGGGAGCCCGGCAGGCCUGGAAAGGGCAACUACUGGGCUCUGGAUCCCAAUGCAGAGGACAUGUUUGAGAACGGCAGCUUCCUGAGGCGAAGGAAGCGCUUCAAGCGCUGUGAUUUCACCACCUACCCCUCCUAUGUCCAUGAGCCUCCUGUCUUUGCUCCUAUGCAGAUUGCUCGCUCUGCAUAUGCCAACAGCGUCUAUUCCAACAUGGCUGUCAGCCCACCAUACAGCCAGCAGCUGCCCCCCACCUAUUACCCCUCAUCCUCCCCUGGCUUCAAUUCAGGCCAAUCUCACGUCUUCAGCAUCAACACCCUCAUCGGCCCCCAUGGCGGCCCCGAGAUGGUGGGCCAACAGCCCUGCCGCAGCUUCAAACCGGAGGGGGCCUCCUGCAGCCUCGCCAGCCCCAGCUUCCAGAGCCAGCCCUGCAACACCAGCUCCAUGCACCCGCACCCGCACCCGCGCUGCACCUCUGCAUCCAGCCACAUGGCCUUCACAUACUCUGGGCCAGCAUCACACAGCCAUGGGUCGGCACAGGGGCUUUACUCACAGAACAGCAGCCAGAGCUACGGGCCAUCGGGCAGGCUGGCAAUCACAGGGUCGUCACCAAUGGCAGCCGACCCCGUUGGAGAUCCGUAUGGCAGGGUAUCUCCUGGCCAGAUGAGCUCCUUUGCGCAAUACAACAAUGGUGGAGCAGGAGCGUACCUGCGGCCCUCCGCAUACUCUGGUAACAUGGACAGAUUUGUGUCUGCUAUUUGAACUAUUAGCCAGAAAGAGAGACAUGAUCCCUGCGUUUGCAGUUGGCCACUGGACAGUUGAGGCAAAUGUCUUUCAAAAAUGUUGGUGCAUAAGCUACGCUAUAUAUUUAAAGAUAGGAUUGUCUGUUUUGUCUAAUUUCCAUUUGUGGCGAAAACGUGAUAACUGACGUCCUUUCAUCUCUGUUGUCUUUUUUAUAUAAAAAAAUCAAAACACCAAGUCACUUGGUGGUAAAAACAGAAAACAAACUUGUUAAAUGAUCUUCAGAUCACUGGAGUACCUUUCCAAAUUUGGAUGUACAGGUAGACUUUUGCAGUACUUCUUUGGGUCAAUUCAAUGCAAAACUGUGCAUGUCCAUGAUGGUUAAGUCUCUGUGAUUAAUCAUUUGAAGACAUUGCAUUUUGGAAAACAAUGGGUAUU
Molecule: messenger RNA, 1876 nt
Organism: Engraulis encrasicolus (European anchovy)
Lineage: Eukaryota; Metazoa; Chordata; Actinopteri; Clupeiformes; Engraulidae
Gene: foxe1
Product: forkhead box E1
Exons: 1
Coding region: 398-1459 (353 amino acids)
Biological process (GO): anatomical structure morphogenesis; regulation of transcription by RNA polymerase II; cell differentiation
Molecular function (GO): RNA polymerase II cis-regulatory region sequence-specific DNA binding; DNA-binding transcription factor activity, RNA polymerase II-specific
Source: RefSeq, a predicted model, not a curated record